UUCCCUUAGCAGAAAUUUGCACUGCACUGGAUAUUUUUCAAGUUUGUCCCUGCAAAUGUCUUCUGCAUCCAGAAAAAUGAAGCUGGUGCUGCUUGCGUGCCAUCUCGCUAUCUUGGGAAUUCGAGGUCAGACACCACCCGAGUGUGUUACGAGUGACACGAACAGAGCCCCAGAAAACUCUGACAUAAUGGUCUACUGCGGGACGGACCGCAUGGACCUGAGCAUCUACCUAUGCCCCAUGUACCAAGCCCUCUACAACGAGUCCCUCAUGGUGCUGAACAACGAGUUAAACAACGAAGAAUGUUUCGGCGUGGCGGACUUCACCGUCGUCCCGCCCGUCUUAAAUUUCAGCUUCCCUAUAAACGAAAGCUCCACGGCGUCAUGCGGGAACAUGUUUACCGUCACCGAUGAGGUGGGCACCGGCGACUUCGCCGACUUCUCCAAAGUGCAGUUUGUCAACAUUUCCGGCACGGUGACUUCCAUCGACCCGUCGGCCGGCAUGAUCACUUAUAGGUCGCAGCUCCUCUACAUGUUCUCCUGCCUCUACCCAAUGCAAUACAUCCUCAACAACACCGAGCUGGGCGUAUCCGGUGUGAACGUGGCCAUUCAAGACAACAACGGCAGCUUCAUCAGUACGCUGAGCUUGGAGUUAUUCCAAGAUGCUCAGUACCAAGACGCUCUUACCAUCCCGGAGACGGGACUCCAACUGAAGACCAAAAUCUACGUCGCCGUACGAGCCACCAAUUUAACAGAAAGGUUCAACGUGCUGCUGGAUCGAUGUUACGCUACCACGAGCCCUUACCCGAACUUCAACAACUUCUAUGACCUUUUUAUCGGCUGCACACGUGACGAGCAGACCGAGGUGCUGCUCAACGGCGACUCCCAGGUGGCGCACUUCUCCUUCGAGGCCUUUCGAUUCGUGGAGCACAAGAAUCUGACGGUGUCCACGUUCUAUCUACAUUGUGUCACGAGAUUGUGCGAAGUGUCCUCCUGUGAUGCAUUAAAGCCUGAUUGUUCCGGUACCCGAAGAAAAAGAGACGUUGAGGAAGUGUUGGCUAAUGCUACAGUCACCUCCGAGGCCAUUUUUGUGGCCAAAAAGAGCACGGAAGAUUUUCAAACUCACGCAGCUUCUUUGGGUUCGUCAGCGAGCCGCUACAGCGACCCAGUGGUGGCGAUCAUCUUCUGUAUUGUCAUCUUGACUGGUUUUAGAUUCUAGAUUCCUUUCUAGAUUCUUUUUUUUAAUAUAUUGUAUUUACCAUAUUUAGCUUUGUUUUUCCCAUAAGGACAACUCGUUCAAAAGCACCUUAUUUUUAAGUGUAAACUUUAUUUGACAUAGACAAACUGAACAACUGCUUUGUUAGUCUCUGGAAUUUAGUGUGAAAAUCAACAAUAAAUAUUGUUGGAAUCUUACAGAAGUGAUGAUAGUACACCACAAGCUUUACUAUAGAUGCAUAUACACUUCUCAGUUUGAUUUAGUGUUUUAAAGGAAGCUUCUGGAGUAUUUGUUAAUUGUCAAAAUAUAUUUGAAGACAUCCACACAGAGCAAAGUGUUGCAAACAGUUG
Molecule: messenger RNA, 1563 nt
Organism: Syngnathus acus (greater pipefish)
Lineage: Eukaryota; Metazoa; Chordata; Actinopteri; Syngnathiformes; Syngnathidae
Product: zona pellucida-like domain-containing protein 1
Exons: 10
Coding region: 56-1216 (386 amino acids)
Cellular component (GO): cell surface
Source: RefSeq, a predicted model, not a curated record